This is a messenger RNA of Lotus japonicus, 1453 nucleotides long. RefSeq names its product protein ENHANCED DISEASE RESISTANCE 2-like. NCBI's taxonomy places the organism in Eukaryota, Viridiplantae, Streptophyta, Magnoliopsida, Fabales, Fabaceae. The record is from RefSeq and is a predicted model, not a curated record. The coding region runs from base 187 to 1131 and encodes 314 amino acids. The transcript is spliced from 3 exons.
AGAGAAAACCGAAAGAAAGAAAGAACACAAAGGUGUCUUUGAAGAUCACGAAAACAAAACCCUGAAUCCAUCAUCAAAGAGUGCUCGUGCUCGCUCGCAAUUGCAGAGAAAUCCAAACCUCCGAUUCCUAACAAUUGAGCUGCACUUCAAAGCUUAUAUUGUUAUUACUGGGAAGCAGGGCAUAUUAUGGCCAGCCUUGGUGAUAGAAAGGAAGCUGAAUGGAUGGAAAGGAUACUAUCUGAAGGAGCCGUUCCACUUCUUGAGCCGGAUAAUUGUUCAAAAGGUUGGGCUUCCCCUCCAGGAGAUGCAUUCAUGGUUAGAGGUCCUGAGUAUUUUACAACAAGGGUUAAGAUUCCUGCCGGUGAUUAUCUACUCAAGCCUAUUGGUUUUGAUUGGAUUAGAAGUUCGGUGAAAAUCGGGGAGAUAUUAAAUGAUCCAAAUAGUCGAGUUAGGAAGGUCAUUGAUAAUGAGUUUCCAGCAGGUGAUAAACCCUUUAUAUGGGCCUUCAAUAUUCAAGUCCCAACCAAGGAUCAUUAUAGUGCCAUUGCAUAUUUUACAACCAAAGAGCCUAUUGCUGAAGGGUCGCUAAUGGAUAGGUUCUUGAAAGGUGAUGAUGCAUUCAGAAACUCAAGACUUAAGUUGAUUGCCAACAUUGUAAAAGGUCCUUGGAUUGUUAGAAAAGCUGUUGGAGAGCAGGCUAUUUGCGUAAUCGGCCGUGCCCUUUCCUGUAAAUAUUCCGUUACAGAGAAUUUCAUAGAAGUAGAUAUUGAUAUAGGGUCUUCUAUGGUUGCAAGUGCAAUAGUUCAUUUGGCGUUCGGUUAUAUCUCAUGUUUGACGGUUGAUUUGGCUUUUCUUAUUGAGAGCCAAGCUGAAUUAGAGCUUCCAGAAAAACUUUUAGGUGCUUUCAGAUUUUCUGACCUCGAUCCUGCUUCAGCUAAAACAAUCGAGCCAUCGUCUGUCGAGAGUUCGGAAGGUUUACAGACAUCUUUACCUACUAGGUGGUGGCAGUCUAUUGGGCAGGGGUUUUCCCACAUUCUUCAUUCAGGUCCUCAAGAAGAUGGCUCUACUUCUGGAUCACAACAUGCUAAUAUUUUAGAUAAAAAAGAUAGUCAGACUGAUGUCAAGCAAUGAUAUACUGGAGGAAUUGCAGGAAUUGCAAAGGGUAUGAAGUUCCAUUUUAGGUGAUUAUUCUUUUAGCCUUUUGGGGUGUACAACUGAAUUCUUGCCCUAUGGUAGUAUUUUGUAUCACUUCAGAAAGUUAGAACUUAGAAUGCCCUCAUAUUUAUAGUUGAAAAAUAGUCCGUAGCUGAAAAUUAAAUUCAUGACUUUUUUCUUGUCUAGGGUACUUUUUGUGCUUAUCCAAAUUACAAUUGCUUCAAUUUUUUGGUUGGAUUGAUGUUAUGAAUUUGUUCUCCUUUAGUAACUUGUCUAGUAGAUUUAAUACUUUCAAAUA